Molecule: messenger RNA, 1107 nt
Organism: Diaporthe amygdali
Lineage: Eukaryota; Fungi; Ascomycota; Sordariomycetes; Diaporthales; Diaporthaceae
Product: alkaline ceramidase
Exons: 5
Coding region: 1-1107 (368 amino acids)
Biological process (GO): ceramide catabolic process; ceramide biosynthetic process
Cellular component (GO): endoplasmic reticulum membrane
Source: RefSeq, a predicted model, not a curated record
AUGCAGAUGCAGACGCAGACGCAGACGCGAGACGCAGAUGCAGAUGCACUGCGCCUUGCUGACCAAAAGGCCACCGGUACUUGCCUGACUUGGCAGCUGGCAAGCCCCCCGACCAACUUCUUCUCUCCUGUGCUUCAUGCGAACCAGGUCGUCGGGUCUAACACAGCAGACAUGCCUCUGAACCUCCAAUGGCCUUACCGGGAAUCCCGGGAUGGCCUCUGGAGCCCUCAAACCUCGACCUUGAACUGGACUGUACAUAACAUAACGCCAUACUGCGCUGAAUUCGUCAACACCGUGACCAAUGUGAUCUUUAUACAUCUUGGCAUCAUGGGUAUCCGCGACUGUCUGCGCUAUGGCCAUGACCGCGUCUUCAUCAUCUCCUAUCUGGGGUACAUCAUUGUUGGUCUCGGCUCGAUGCUGUUCCACGCCACUCUCAAAUACUCAAUGCAGCUCGCAGAUGAGCUGCCCAUGAUAUACACCACUUGUAUCAUGGCUUUCGCAACGUUCUCCUAUUCACGGCCCAGACGCUUGACCGUGUUGAUCGGACUCGGCCUAUUUGCCCUCGCAAUGUUCAUCACAGUCUACUACCACUUGUCGCAAAACCCGGUAUUCCAUCAGGUAGCAUACGCUUCCCUGACAUGCGCCGUUGUCUUCCGCGGGAUGUAUGUCAUGGAAGCCCAUCUCCGUCCAGCAUUGAAGGGACGAAGCGAGACACCCGCCCAUGCCGCACACAUCAUGAAGCAGAUGUGGAAGAUGGCUGCUACAGGUAUCGCUCUGUUCCUGAUCGGCUUUUUCAUCUGGAACAUGGACAACAUAUACUGCAGCCACCUUCGGAGCCUUAGGAGCUCCGUCCUGUUGCCAUGGGCCAUGGUCUUCGAGGGUCACGGAUGGUGGCAUAUCUUCACGGGGCUUGGGGCCUACUACUUCAUUAUCUGGCGAGUAUGGCUGACCCGCUGUCUCGAUGGUAGCGAGCGCGACUUCAUGCUGGACUGGCCUUCUCCGUUCACAUCCGUACCGAAAGUUGUCCCCAGGCCCGGUUCUGCGAGGAAGACAAUUGGUAACGGGCAUGCCAACGGCGUCAACGGGUCAAGUAAGAAGGCGCUAUAG